AUGUAUCCUAAUGCUGUGGCUUUCGUCGUGUCAACAGCCUUCCUCGUGAGAUGUGAAGCUUUAACGAAUGGCAAUCUUUCGGCGGUCAAUCUCACUCCCAAGACAACAUCAACCACUGUUGCCCCUGGCCUGGGUGCAUAUAUUCUUGCCGCAUUAGGGCAAACGCCGACAUAUACUAACAUCACAACGACUUCAGUCCGGUUGAACACCACCUCUUCCUCGGCCAGUCCUUCGGUUGCGUCAACACCAGCCCAUAGCACCGUUUGCUAUUCUAACGGAGGCCGAUGCUGGGAUGAUAUUACCUACAUCAGUCCAACGAUAGCGUCCACUGGAUCUGGCGCUGCAUAUGCGACAUCAUGUUCUAACGCAAUCUCUGAUUACAACUCGGUGUCUAACUCCUGGGCGAACAAACACAGCUAUACAUCAAAUUACACUGAUGUCCUCGGAGGAACUUCAUGGGUCUCGGUCACAUAUUAUGCCAACGCUACGACCUUGUGCGAUGGUCACGCACGCGUGAAUUACUCGCCUGCCAUUGCCACAUCUUCGACUGUCAUUACGACUGUUGGUACAGCACCAUCCACUUCCGUGGGUACGGCAUCAAUGGGAUGGAUCUUCCCCAUCUCUUCCGUCUCUUGCAGUGUCAACCCUUCUGAUUGCGAUGGGUUAUGGCAAGCUUAUAGUACCGCAUCCUCAUCGUGGACCGCUACCGCCAAUGGAACCCGCGCGGUUGACGCCAUCUUCCCAACCAUCACGCCAUCGCCCUCGUUGCCCGCUUGCAUAAACUCCAGUCAAUCUAUGUCGGAUGAGGCCUUCUCANAAAGUUUCUAUGGCUGUGGGCUGUGCACGAUCUUUGGCAAUGAGGUCGAGUUGAUGUAUUUUCCCGAAGCCACCACUGUGUCACGCGAUAUGUGUGCUACCACUCCUUCCGCCAACCUGACCGCGUAUGGUGAUUACGAUGGUAUGCCAUAUACAGGUCCCGGUCCGUCAGCUACAUGGAACGGUGCAGGCACGCCUCUGGAAACUGCUGUUGUAGGAACGCGCACAUUCGUCCGGGACGGCCAAGCAUAUAUUUCGAUCAAGAAGGUCUGGGCUGUGGAUCGUUGCAGCAGCCAAAUCGGUACAACGGUCACCGAUGCUAUUCUCGCCUUGCCAUCGGAGAAGUUGUUGAGUUUGCGUUACUCUCAACCACACUUCCAGUAUUUCGUCACGACUGACAAAGUCACUGGAUAUCCUUUCAAGUACGCCGAUCUGAACUCACCGGUACCCUACAGCGCUUGGAACGGACAGGCAAGAUGCGAAUAUCCUGGAUUUGCCGACUAUAAAUGUAACGUUAUCUACGAAAACCAAUAUAAUCCUCAACUGGCAAUGCCUCCAGGCAUCAGGAAGCUUGAUCCGGCUUGGGAAGGUUGCCAGAUGUGGUAUGGAGGGCUUUACGAUCCUCCAUAUGCCCUGAAACCUGGAACUGCUGUCGAGACACCCACAGUCGCUUUUGGACCAGCACCGACGACCACUUCGGCAGCAGAGGCUUCCAGUGCAGCUCCCACCACACCUACGCCUACUGCUUUUGCAGAUCAUACGACCAAUCGAGCAGACCCUACUCGAGGACAGGAGAAUAACGAUAAUGCUCGGCAAACCCAGGCUGCUAACACUGCAGGUCACAAUCAGGAUACCCAGAACACGCAAACACAAAACGGUGCCCAGAACACUCAGACUUCUCAAGACACACAAGGUGGAAAUCAAAAUGAAAACGGCGGCAACCGUCAGGGUGGAAGCAACAACAACAACAAUAAUGGCCAGAACUCUGAAGGAGGUCAAAACACCCAGGGAGGACAAAAUACUCAAGGAGGACAACCCGUCCAGGCCGCUCAAAACACACAAGGCGGAAGUCAAACUGACAAUGUUGAUAAUACUCAGAAUGGGAACAACGACAACGAUAACGGCCGGAAUUCUGAAGGAGGUCAAACCUCCCAGGGAGGACAAAACAACCAGGGUGGUCAGACCCACGAUGGGGCACAGAACACUCAAGGAGGACAAUCCCAAAACGGAGGACAAUCCCAAAAUGGAGGACAAGGCGGUGGCCAGGACCAGCACUGGAAUCCAACACAAACUGCUGGCCAAGGGGCCCAAGGAGGUCAGAGCAAGCAAAAUGUCAAUACCGCGAAUGGAGCACAGAGUACUCAGGGUGCACAAGCACAAGACGGAUCUCCACAAGGUAAUUCGCAAUCAUCCGCUAAACCUCAUAUCUAUGUCUUCACCGCAGGAACCUUCACGUAUACCGCCACCAAGACGAGUACGCUCUAUGUCUGUGGCACGAACAAUCUGUCAGUUGGUGGGCCAGCCGCAACACUCCCAGUCAAUUGUGUCAUCAGUGCUGGCUCAAAUGGGCUCGUAAUCAACACCGAGGCUGCUACCAUCACAAAUCGUGCAUCUGCAGUCACUGCUCUACCGGUUAUUACCAAGGCCGUCAUUGUCACCGUCGGAACCAAGGUCCAAACAUUCUCUCAAGAGUCAUCAGGCGUAGUCGAGGUUGGCUCGACUAGACUAACACCCGGCGGUCCAGCAGCUACACUCGAUGACGGAUCUGUGGUCAGCGCUGACAGCGAAGGAGUCAAGAUUGGCUCUACCAUGGUCAAAUACUCAACGGUGGCACCCGCAUCUGCUGCUGCUCCUAAUGUCGUGGUUUUUGUCGUUGGUACUAAGACCGUUACUGCAUCAUGCCCUCCUGGUUCAAGCAGUCAGGCUGUCGUUGGAUCUGUCACUCUUUCUGCUGGUGGGCCUGUCCAAACACUCGAAGACGGUACUCGCAUCAGUCUCGCGUCAGGCGGUGCUAUCGUUGUCGAUGGCACUUCCGCUGCUACUAUUGCAACUCCCACAUCCGCAGUAGUGUUUACCGUCAAUGGUAACGCUGUCACAGCAUAUCAAGCUGCUGAUGUUUCGAGCGUUGCGACGAUCGAUGGCACUGUCAUCUCGCGAGGUAGCCCUGCUGUGACAUUAUCUGGCGGCGAGGUAGUCAGCAUGGGCUCUGGCGGAUUGAUCGUGCAACAGGGCUCUACAACUGUGCCUGUGUCUGCCUUCAGCACGAUAUCUGGUGAAGAUGACUCGGCACCCUCGUCAGGUGCAUCUCGAUCUGGAUCUCAAUAUCGAUCUGGCGCCACAAGCAACAACGCAGUGAUCAGCUCGACAAGAUCCGCCCAGCAAAACCAAGGCACACAAGCUGCAAACACCAGUAAAUCCGGAGCUGUGUCUUUGAUUCACUGCUCCACGACGACAAGUCUAGUGACGACUGCUCUCCUCAUUUCGCCUCUUCUUUUCGCUAUAUACUUAUAG
Molecule: messenger RNA, 3327 nt
Organism: Aureobasidium musti
Lineage: Eukaryota; Fungi; Ascomycota; Dothideomycetes; Dothideales; Saccotheciaceae
Source: the annotation of a GenBank genome assembly